Molecule: messenger RNA, 1274 nt
Organism: Eutrema salsugineum
Lineage: Eukaryota; Viridiplantae; Streptophyta; Magnoliopsida; Brassicales; Brassicaceae
Product: probable WRKY transcription factor 36
Exons: 4
Coding region: 90-1274 (394 amino acids)
Biological process (GO): regulation of DNA-templated transcription
Molecular function (GO): sequence-specific DNA binding; DNA-binding transcription factor activity
Source: RefSeq, a predicted model, not a curated record
AUCUUACUUUUUUUUUCUUGCAAAGAAGAAAAACCAAAGGAACAGAUCCAACAGUUCUCAAGAUCGCAUCUGAAUCAAAAAUAUAUAGCAUGAUCAAAGAGGCGAUCAAUUCAUGUGUUUAUCCUUUCGAUGGUGUUAUGGCAGAAUCUGAUAAGGUAUACGACAAACUAUCAGCAGAAUCUGAUAAGGAGGUGGAGCUUGAUGCAACAAAAGCCAAGGUGGAGAAAGUUAGAGAAGAAAAUGAGAAUUUAAAGCUCUUACUCUCUAGGAUUCUUACUGAUUACAACUCUCUUCAAAUGCAUGUCUCCAACGUUAUCCGACAACAACGUGAAGCUUCUAUGGAGCUGGACAUUAAUAGUCACGACAGUUUCGGUGUAGAUAUAUCUCUUAGGCUUGGAAGAUCAGACAUGAAUAUCUCCAAAAAAGAGGAUAAAAUAGAGAAGAUUUGUCCGGACAAGAUAUCUGAUGACAAAAAGGACGGGUCAGAUAUGAAACGAUCUUUACUAGUUUUAGGAUUACCGAUUCAGAGUUGUGAAACUGAGCAAAACAUGAAGUUAGAUAAUCUUUCUAGAGAUGCUAGAAAUAAAAACGAGGAGAAUAAAUGUGGAUCUUCGAGGAAAGAUUUCAAAACGGCUAGAAAUGUAGAUCGUCAAGAGGUUUUGGAAGGACAUGAGCAACCGUGUUUAAAGAAAACUAGGGUUUGUGUGAAAGCACCGUGUGAAGACCCAUCAAUAAACGACGGUUGCCAAUGGAGGAAAUAUGGUCAAAAGACUGCAAAAGCGAACCCUCUUCCACGAGCCUAUUACCGCUGCUCCAUGUCUUCAAAUUGUCCCGUCAGAAAACAGGUUCAAAGAUGCGGAGAAGAUGAUACCUCCGCUUAUAUGACGACGUAUGAAGGAAAUCACGACCAUCCUCUACCCAUGGAAGCAACUCACAUGGCGGCCGGAACUUCCGCCGCCGCGUCCUUAUUACAAUCUGGCUCCUCCUCCUCCUCCGCGAGUCUAAGCUAUUACUUCCCUUUCCACCACUUCUCUGUCUCCACUACUAACUCCCACCCCACCGUAACACUUGAUCUCACACGACCAAACUAUCUCAAUCAAUUGCCAAACUACCCUCUCUCUUCCUCAUCUCUCAGCUUCUCCUCCUCUGAUCGUCCAUCUUCGUCAAACAGUCACACGUUGAGCUUCAAUGGCUUGAGAACACAAGCUCCCUUGAGUACAUAUUCACAAAUGCCCCGUUUAUCACAUCAAACCAAACUUUCUGAACAACAAUAA